Molecule: messenger RNA, 9689 nt
Organism: Chelonia mydas (Green sea turtle)
Lineage: Eukaryota; Metazoa; Chordata; Testudines; Cheloniidae
Product: neural-cadherin
Exons: 33
Coding region: 31-8679 (2882 amino acids)
Biological process (GO): homophilic cell-cell adhesion
Cellular component (GO): plasma membrane; cell-cell junction
Molecular function (GO): calcium ion binding
Source: RefSeq, a predicted model, not a curated record
AGCCGGUGCCGCAGCCCCCUGUGCCAGCUGAUGUUCUCUGCCUUGCGAGCGGCUCCACGCCGCCGCCGCCUCCGGAGGGGGAUGGACCAGGAGUGUGGAGGCUGCCCCGCCUGGCCGCUGCUCGCCCUGCUGCUCCUGGCCGGGAGCGGCCGCCAGCUCCUCUGCAGGGCGGCGGAGCCCCGGGCUAGCGGCACUUCUCGCCUGCUCCGUUUCUACGGGCAGGUGCCGGAGAACAGCCCGGCGGGGACGCCAGUGCAGGGGCUGCGGGUGCCGCUGCGGCGGCUGCUGAACCCUGGGGAGCCGCCGGGGGAGUGGGCGCUGGAAGGGGCCGGCGCCUCUCGCUUCUCCUUGCACCUGGGGCCGGGGCUGCUGCUGCUGCUGCGGACGGCCCAGUGCCUGGACCGGGAAGCCCGGCCGCGGUACACCCUGUACCUGCGGCGGCCGAGGGCAGCCGGCUCCUCUCGGCGGGCGCUGCUGCGGGUCCGGGUGCUGGACCGGAACGAUCACCGGCCUCGCAUCCCCGCCGGGCCGCCCCUGGAGGUGGACGAGCUGGCGCCGCUGGGCAGCGAGGUGGCCUGGCUGCGCGCCCUGGACGGGGACGAAGGAGUCAACGCGCUGCUCACCUACCGCUCGUGGCCGGCCGGCGCCGGCAGCCGCCUGCUCUUCGUGGUGCCCCGCAGCGGGCAGGUGCUCACGGUGGGCUCCCUGCUGGGGCGCCGCAGGCUCAGCCUCUGGGUCUCGGCGCAGGACCACGGGCUGCCCCGGCCUCUGCGGAGCCCGGCGCGGCGGCUGCAGCUGGCGGUGCGGAGAGAGGGCGCCCGCAGGGCCCGCUCGCCCCUGCCCCAGAAGCAGCCGCCGGGCUCCGGCUCCAUCUCCUACACGGCGCGGGUCCCGGCCGGGGCGCGGCUCGGGGACCCCAUAUUCACCGUGCCGGACACACGCUACCAGGCGGCCGGCAGCUGGUUCGAGCUGGCUUCUCCCGCCGCCCCAGUGGAGCUGGAGCGGGCGUCAGGCCGCCUCCACCUGAGCCGGGAGCUGCCGCGGGGGGGCCGCGCCGAGGCGCUGGUGAGGGUGCACCGGCGGGGCGGGCAAGAUGAUGACUGGUAUUUGUGUCAUGUGACAAUUAUUGCCCCAGAAGAGGAUUUUCUAUCCUGGGGUAUGUACCCAUACCCCUAUUUGGCACGUGUUGAUCCUGAUGCCCGGAAAGGCACUCUGAUCUACCAGCUUGUGGCCCAUUACAAUAACAAUGAAAACUCCAGUGUUGGGAUAACUUAUGCACUUAUUGCAGGUGGCGAAGAGCGAUUUGAAGUUGAUAUGGAUACAGGUAUUAUAAUGACAACCGGUUUGCCUUUAACUUGGAAUAAGGAAUAUGUGGUCACAGUGCAGGCCACUGAUGAAUACGGCAACAAAAGUCCUUAUGCCUCCAUCUCUAUCCUGGUUGGCUCCAGACUUCCCCAGUUUACUAACGUGUCCUACAGCGUGUUUGUCCCUGAAAGUACUCCAGCAGGAGAAAAAGUAGCAGUUGUGGAGGCUGUUUCCUUCCAGAGCCAGCCUCUUUCUUACACCCUGCUGAUGAACCCCAGUGGCCUUUUCAGCCUGAGCCAGGAGAGUGGAGAGCUCAGUUUGACCCAUACAGUGGAUUAUGAGAGCGAGCACCAUCUCUAUCACUUUCUCGUGAAAGCAGUGGAAGCUGAGAGCUGGCUUAGCAGUGUAACUGAGGUGACAGUUCACAUCACUGAUGACAAUGACUGGUCUCCAGAAUUCCAGCACUCCAUUUACAGCCGUGACAACAUUCCUGAAACCAUCCCAAUUGGCACAUCUCUGUUGCAAGUUCUUGCAACAGACUGUGACUCUGGCUCCAAUGCUGAGAUCACCUACUUCAUUCAAAGCACUGACUUUUCCAUCACGCCUGAAGGGAUCAUUAAUUCUCACCAGCAGCUGAACUUUGAGCGAGCAAACCAUAUGUAUGAGUUUGUGGUCAUAGCUGUGGACAAAGGCCAUCCUCCUCGGACAGGAACUGCAUCAGUGCGCAUCAGAAUGACUAAUGUGAAUGACGAGGCACCUGUGUUCUCUCAAUCUGGUUACAAAACAUUCCUCUCGGAAGAUGCUGGUCCCAGUACCUUAGUGGCUGCUGUACAUGCAAAAGAUCCUGAUGGAGAUGGAGUGUUAUACCAGAUUGCUGGAGGUAAUGAAGAUGGCAACUUUGAACUGGAUAGCCAGAAAGGCAUCAUUAAACUGCGCAGGAAUCCUCUACCCAAACUGAAAGGACCUCAAUACAUAUUAAACAUCACAGCAACAGAUGACAAUGCCUCUGGGGGACCUACCCCUCUGAGAAGCUUUACAGUGGUUAUUGUAGGAAUUAAUGACAUUAAUAACAACAAACCUGUCUUCAGAAAGUGCACUUACUACAGUGACAGCACCUGGGUUCUAGAAAACCAGCCCCCAGGCACCUACGUCUUGCAGGUGGAAGCCUAUGAUGCAGACCUGGGACUUAAUGGAGAAGUUAAAUAUGAGCUUAUGCACAGAGAUGGAGCUUCACCAGGCUUCAGUAUUGAUCCAGAUACUGGGAUCAUCACUACUACUCAGAGCUUUGACCGAGAGAAGCAGAGAGAGUGUACGCUCUCUGUUACAGCUACAGAUCAAGCUCAGGAGCCACUGAUUGGUGUUUGUCAAAUCACCAUCUUCAUUGCUGAUGUCAAUGACAAUGACCCGAAGUUUGAGAACAGUCGCUACCAAUACUUCCUCCGUGAAGACACCCCAGUGGGCACAAGUUUCCUCCGGGCAGCAGCUCAUGAUGAUGACCAAGGUGUGAAUGCUGCCAUCGUAUAUUCCAUGUUACAGCAACAGCCAGAAUACUUCCAAAUCAACCCCAGCACCGGCUGGGUAUAUGUGAACCAUCUGAUCUCCCAGAUAACUCGAAUCAGCCGGUAUAUUGUAGCAACAGAUGGAGGCAACAGAAGCAGCACUGUGGAGCUGACUGUAACUAUCACUAAUGUACUCAAUCAGCCCCCACAUUGGGAACAGAGCGGAUACUGGGUUACAAUCCCGGAGAACACUAUUCGUGACACCAAGAUAGUGACUGUCAAAGCCACAUCCUCCCUUGGUGAUCCCAGGGUUACAUAUAACCUGGAGGAGGGUCAAGUUCCAGAGACUAACAUGCCUGUUCGUUUCUACCUGAAGCCAAACAGAGUGGAUGGAUCUGCUUCUCUACUAGUCUCGGAACCACUUGACUUUGAGACAACUAGGUUUUUCACUCUGAGAGUCAGGGCACAAAAUGUAGCAAUGAUUCCUUUAGCUUCAUUCACCACUGUCUAUAUUAAUAUAACAGAUGUCAAUGAUAAUGUUCCGUUCUUCACAUCUUCUACCUACAAGGUGUCUGUACCUGAAGAAGCAGCUAUUGGCACAUCUGUUGCCCAAGUUUUAGCAACUGACUUGGAUUCUGGGCCAUACGGAGAGGUUCAAUAUUCAAUAUUGGAAGACCCUAGUGAAGACUACCGGUUCUUCAUCGUUGAUCCUGAGACAGGAAUUAUUUCCACCAAAGCAUCUUUUGACAGAGAGAAGAGAGGCUCUUAUUUAAUUGAAGUUCAGUCUCAGGAUUCUGCAGAGUCUGCGCGACCUGGUGUUUAUGGGCAGCCCAACACAGAUACAGCAUAUGUGAAGAUUUUUGUCAGUGAUGUCAAUGACAAUGCUCCAGCUUUCCCUCACCCAGUAUAUGAAAUCAGUAUAGAGGAGGACAAGGAAGUUGGAAGUGUUGUUGUGACAGCAACAGCAAAUGAUGAAGAUGAAGGUGCAAAUGCCAAACUGAGGUAUCAGAUUACAUCAGGAAAUGUGAAAGGAGCUUUUGAUGUUGAACCCGAAGUGGGAACCAUCUUCAUUACUCAGUGUCUGGACUAUGAACAAGAGCAGCGUUAUGAGCUCCGGCUUGUAGCCUCUGAUGGGAAGUGGGAGAAUCACACACUCAUUGCCAUCAACGUAAUCAAUAAGAAUGACGAAGCUCCAGUGUUCACUAACAAUGAGUACCAUGACAGUGUCUUGGAGGAACUUACAGAUCUGCCUGUUGUGGUUCUAAAGGUUUCUGCAACUGACCCUGAUCAAGAAGCUGACCAGAGUGCCCUUUGCUACUCUUUACAUGGACACGGGGCCAAUAGUGAGUUCUGCAUCAACGAGUACACAGGAGAGAUCUACGCAAACAAAAAGCUAGACCGUGAAAAGCGAUCCAUAUGGCGCUUUCUUGUCCUUGCUACAGAUGAAAAUGGAGAGGGACUAACUGGCUUUGCAGAUGUAAUCAUAGAGGUCAGAGAUGUGAAUGACAACCCACCUCUUUUCCUUUGCAUGUCAGAGGGCUGCUUCAUGGGGCAGGUUCCUGAAGAUUCCCCAGCAGACACCCCUGUAAUGGAAAUGAAUGCCGUAGACCUUGAUGACCCCAAAGCUGGGAAGAAUGCAGUACUAACUUACAGAAUUAUUCAAAAUGUCCAAAAUGAAAUCAACUUCAACUUGUUUUCAAUCAACCCGGUUACGGGCACCAUCUGUACUGUGCUCGGAUCCUUGGACCGGGAGAAGGAAGAGAAGUAUCUGGUGGUGGUUGAAGGAAGGGAUGGAGGCGGGCUCACUGGGACAGGCACCGCCACCAUUUUGGUGUCUGAUAUAAAUGACCACGCUCCAGUCUUUACACGGAAGAUGUAUACGGCUUUUGUCUCUGAAAAUGCAAGUAUCAACACUGAGGUCGCAAUGGUGGCUGCUACGGACAGAGAUGAGGGAGAAAAUGCUGUGGUGACAUUCAGUAUCCUCGAUGGGGAUGAUGAUCGUAAAUUCUCCAUAGAGACAGAUAAAAUCAACAGACGUGGGGCUAUUCGGUUGCGGAAACACCUAGACUUUGAGAAACCUCAUGAGAGGGUGUUUAACCUGACCGUGAAAGCUGAAGACACUGAUUUCUUCAGCAUUGCUCACUGUGUUGUCUAUGUGGAGGAUUCCAAUGACCACGCCCCUGUGUUUUAUCCCCCGUUCUAUGAAGUGAUGGCUCUGGCUGAAGAUGUGCCUCUGGGCACUAAAGUUGUGCAGGUUUCUGCUGUUGAUUUAGAUUCGGGGCUGAAUGGAAGGUUUUUGUAUCACCUGAUAAACAGGUCUAACCCAAGUGGGCAGUUCUCCGUGGGUAAUGAUGGUUGGGUUGUAGUUGCAGGAUUGCUGGAUCAUGAGGCUGUGACACAGCACCACCUUGUGGUCACAGCCACUGAUAUGGGACAACCUCGGCUGACUGGCAGUGCCACUGUUCUUGUGACUCUGCAGGAUGUGAAUGACAACGGGCCAGAGUUUGAGGCUCAGUAUAACCCAGUCGUCUGGGAAAACACUGCUUCGCCGCAAAUUGUCCAAAUGAACGAGACUUCUACUUUGUUAUAUGCUAGAGACAGAGACACUGCUGCUAAUGGAGGGCCUUUCUCCUUUCACUUACUCAGCAACUUUGGCAGCGUAACUUACUUUAACUUGCAGGAUUUCAGCAAUGGAAGUGCACUGCUCACUGCACUGCAUACCUUUGACAGAGAAGUGCACAAGGUGUUUUACCUGCCCAUUCUGAUUACUGAUAGCGGGACUCCUCCUAUGAGCUCAACCAACACGUUAACUGUUAAUAUUGGGGACCAAAAUGAUCAUCCUCAUUCUGCUGGCUACAUGGAAUGCCUCAUCUACUGCUAUGAUGGUAUCUUACCCACAACUGUACUGGGCCAAGUUCACGCACCAGACAACGAUGACUGGGAUCACAAGACCUAUCAAUUUGAAGGAAAAGCAUCAAGGUACUUUAUCCUCAAUGAUAACUCAGGUUUUCUGACUGUUAAAGAAGGUACCCCAACAGGAACUUACAAUGUAAGAGUGAAAGUUACUGAUGGUAUCUGGCCAGAUGUGGUCUCGACAGUAAAGGUGGUUGUGAAGGAAAUCAAAGAUGAUGCCAUCCGUAAUGCUGGGUCUAUACGAAUAAAUGAUAUCACUGCAGAGGAUUUUAUAUCUCAGUCUUCUGAGAGAGAAAGUAAAUACAACCAAAUGAAGAAACUACUUUCAGAAAUCAUACCAGCUCAACUUGAAAAUAUCCACAUUUUCAGUGUCUUGAAUAACCCAGGUCAAACCCGAGGCAUUGAUGUUUGGUUUACAGUUUCUGGACCACCAUAUUAUAAAGCAGAAAAACUUAACGGCAAUGUGGCAGUGUCUAAAGCACGGCUGGAAAUCAUCUUGGAUAUAAGGAUCACCCAGAUUGGCAUAGAUGAGUGUGUGACUGCAAACUGCACUCAUAGCACUGGAUGUGUCAGCAGGUACAAUUAUAGUCAUGUCCCCACAAUAAUUACUGCUGGAAGUGUCUCACUGGCAUCUGUGAUGGUCCUGAAUAGUGCCCAGUGCACCUGUGCAGCUAGAGAAAGCCAGCAUCUCUUCUGCUCCUCAUACCGGACAAACCCAUGUCUCAAUGGUGGCACGUGUAUAGACACUGACUUGGGCUACAGCUGUAAAUGCCCUGCAACUUUUGAUGGGCCUGAGUGCCAGCAAACAAAACGUACCUUCAGAGGGCAUGGUUAUGCAUGGUUCCCUCCCAUCAAGCCUUGCUUUGAGAGCCGUAUCUCACUGGAAUUUAUUACUGACGUGGCUGAUGGCCUUCUGUUGUACAAUGGACCACUAGCACGUGUUCAUCCUGGAGAAGUGGAAGACUUCAUUGCUUUAGAGCUUUCUGACAGUGUCCCAUCCCUGACUCUGAGUCAUGGCUCUGGGGUACUCUUCCUGCAGUUGUCUCAGAAAGUUAAUGUUGCAGAUCGCCACUGGCAUAAUAUAAAAAUCAUAAGUGAUGGAAAGAAAGUGCAGCUGAUCCUUGACCACUGCGUAAACGUUUCAGUUAAAGAUGAUGAUGGCAUCCUUAAGGAAAUCUCCCAGAUGGAUCCGUCUGCAUGUGAAAUUUCAGAAGAGACUCCAGGAAAUGAGAGGUUCCUCAAUGUUCACCAACCCUUACAGCUGGGUGGAGUUAAGAAGGCCUUGCCAUACCGUAAUUCACAAAAGCACUUCAAAGGGUUUGUUGGCUGUAUACGGAAUGUCAUCAUUGACAGCAAGGUCUAUGAUUUGGAGCACCCUGCAGAGUCCUUAAACACUGAGCCAGGCUGUACUAUGACUGAUGAAAUGUGUCUCAAAGCUGGGGCCCUCUCCUGUGGUAUUCAUGGCAAGUGCAUUGGUGAAUGGGGCUCUUUUAAUUGUGGCUGUUACCCUGGAUAUGCUGGAUCAAAAUGUGACAAAGUUCUCCUGGAGUGGGCCUUUGGAAGGGACAGCUGGAUUCAUUAUGAACUGAAAAGAUUUCCUAGUGCCCACAUUACCCAGGUCCAGCUCAUGGUACGCACCCGUGUUUCCUUCAGCACUCUUCUCAGCAUGGCAUCAGCAGACGGGAGUGAAUACAUCAGAUUGGAGGUGGUUGAUGGACAUUUUGGUGUUAAUUUCAAUUUGGGGGACAAAGAACAGCAUCUGAAACUGAGCACAUUACGCAUAGACAACGGCCAGUGGGUUCUGCUGACUCUGGAGCGCUAUUACAAUGAGUUUACCUUGCGUCUUAAUAAUGGCGGAGGGGAUCGUGAAGUGACCUCCUUUGUGGGUGCGAACAGAUGGUUCGAAAUGGACUUGGCAAGCAUUGUGCUAGGAAACCGCUUUCCUAACCACUCAGAGAGUGAUUUCCAAGGUUGCAUGUGUGAUGUCCAGCUGAACGGUCAGCCUCUUCUUGGGGAUGGCAAAAGCACAGAGUUCAGCUUCAUUUUGAAGCAGCAAGGCGUCACCAUUGGCUGUCAUUCCAGUGCUUGCCGCAGUCAGCCCUGUCAUAGUCCUUUCCAUUGUGUAGACUUGUGGAGAAGGCAUGAAUGCAGGUGCCCAACUGGCAAAGUAGAAGUGACGGAUAAUCUCACAGGGCUUAAACGCUGCACUUCUACACGCUGUGGACUCUGGAACUGUAGGAAUGGGGGUACCUGUGUAGCACAUUCCCAAGACAAAUUUGUCUGCCAGUGUCCUGAUGGCUAUAAAGGAAAGUGGUGUGAAAUCAGCCAGGUGAAAGCAGGAAAACCAGCUGGACUCAGCUCUGGCUCCAUCUUGGCAAUCAGCAUGUGCCUCCUUGUCUUUCUAGCUCUGUUAGUCUCUUACACAGUGUGGAGUCAGUGGGGGAGAUCAGGGUUUCGGAAAGGAGGAGUUUAUCACAUUCCUGAAGAGCAUGAAAGCUGGGAGGACGUUAGAGAAAAUGUCUUCAAUUAUAAUGAGGAAGGAGGGGGAGAACAUGACCAGACUGCUUAUGAUAUAGAUGAAUUAAAGAAACCCCUGCAAAGCAUCCCCCAGUUCUCCUCAGAAACCACUGCUCCACCCUUCAAGACACAUACUUGUCCAGAGAGAGACCCAUUUACGAAACACUCACAUCAAAGGGACUCAAAUUCUGCAGUCACCAGUAUUUCAGACUUCAAGGAAUAUGUGUCUCAAAUAAUAUACGAUGCAGACAAUGAUCUACGUAGUAUUCCAGCAGACACUAUUCACUUUUACUGCUUAGAGGGGCAGUAUUCUCUGGCAGGGAGCCUUAGUUCCUUAGACUCCUCCAGUGUUGAUGAAGAUCUAAACUAUGAUGACCUCCAUGAGUGGGGAUCAAAGUUUGACAAGCUUAAAGAACUCUAUGCGCUUUCAAAUGAACACUUUUAAAUGGAGAGAUGGGAACCCAACACAUUGCUGUAAUAUGAACUACUUAGUGUUUUGUAUAAGAUGCUAAACUGUUUCUAACUGGUUAAAUAAAUAACUUAUUUAUUGAGUCAGGCAUUUCUUAUGAAUCACUCAUCUUUCCCUUAAGUGACUGAAUACAGAAUCUUUUUGUAUGUACUGUAUAGAUAUUUAAAGUUAGAAAUUUAAAGGUUUUUUUAAUGUGUGAAUUUUCUUGAAUACUUUAAACUGUAGGACUUUCAUAGCACAGGAAUAGCUUUAUGCAAUACUUUAUUUUGUGUAGGCCAAAGUGAGUUAUUACAAACAUCCUGUAUGCAAGUACUUCAGUUAUUUUCUUCUUGGUCUUAGUGUGAUUCUGAACACUGGUGGGAAGAUUUUUAUAAAAUUGCAAACAUUUUGGACUGUAAAAUCACAACUAUAAUUAUAGAUGUUAAAUAUAAAACAUUUUUUAAAAAUUGUUUUUGUUUUUCUUUUGUUCAUAGUUGUCCGCUUCUCUUAUUUCUUUUCUCUCCCCCAGCACACACACUCUUAUAAACAUCGUCCAGACCUUUAAGGCCUUUGGGGAUGGGAUCAAACAAAGUAAACACUUGGGGAUAGCACAAAGAAGAUCAGAACAUCUUGCUGUAUAGUAUGUAUACACUUCACUGGCUUGCAGAAUAGAGUUAUACAUGUUACAUUGUAACACGUCUUCCCUAAGUGCAUGAUCAACAAAGUUAGAAACAAUGUACUAGGUCAGUUGUUUAUUUUUCAACUUCCCCUUCCACACACACUCCCUAAUUGAAUGUGAUAGCUAAAGUGAGCUGCUACCAUAAGCCUCUGGAGAGAAGUGGUGAUUUGAGCAUGGGAUUGGUGUCAGGAACUCCUGAGUUUUAAUCCUGGCUUUGACACUAGUUCCUGCGGCAGGGGGCAAGUCACAUUAAGCGAUUUCUCUCUGUAAACUGGGGACCAUACCCACUUCAUAGGGUUGAUGUGUGAGGAUCAGCUAAUGUAUUAAA